CCAAAUAUACUCUUUCGUGAGAGCCUACUGUUCUAAAUAGCUUCUCUUGAUGAACUAAGUUAUGUAUGGUUCUAAGCAUUACUGUUUUUCCUUUUAAUUAAGAUAUACAGAUCAUUGAAGACGACAUAAGAGUUGACGAAUUAUGCACUAGAAGAGAAUAUGCAAGAUGGUUAGUUCGUCUGAAUUCCCUACUCGAGAGGUAGUAAAUUACAGCUAAUUCAAGUUACAGGACUGCUUGCUCGUGUCAUAUCUGUCAGCUUUUUGUGCUGAUUUUGCAGAAAUCCCAAGCACAGAGUUGUCCCAACUAUAUCCCUUUCAGGAUCACUUGCUGCUGGAUUUGAUGACAUCAACAUUGAUGAUCCGGAUUUUGUGUAUAUUCAAGGUGAGACAUUUGUAGUUUUAGAAGGUCACAGGGUUGUGUUUUUGGUAGAAGGGUCCUGAAAUGUCUCUUUCUGCUUGCCAUAUCAGCUCUAGCUGAGGCCGGCAUCAUACCAAGCAAAUUGUCUUCAACAAGUGAGUUUUCUAUCACUUCAGAAGAUGGAAGCUUCUACUUUUAUCCAAAUAGGUAUGAGGGUGGAAAUAACUUGUGAAUGUCCCUAUCCAUGACUCAAUUUCGUUUUAAUAUUUCCACUUAAACAAAUGAAAUGCAUUUUCAUGUAGGUACCUGUCCCGGAAGGAAAUGAUCAACUGGAGAGCUCAGUUAGAGUAUGCCAUCUUGCCUGGAACAAAAGAGCAGCUUCUUAAAACUUGACUUGUCUACAGUCCAGAUGUCAAGAAUAAGAGCAGAUUACAUGGAUGUGAAGGACAUCACUUCAGAUACAUCACCUGAAUUCUUUGCUGACAUGUUGGCCGGGGAGAAAAGCAUAAUCAGAAAAGUGUUUGGACAGAGUAGGCGUUUUCAGCCAAAUAAACCUUCAACCAAGGCACAGGCAGCUGUGACGCUGACAAGUGGCAGAAUGUCCGAAGCGGUUCACCACGAAUUACUCAGACUGAAAGCAGAGAGUUCUUCAAGGCAGGCUGCUGCUGAAGAAAUUAAGUCUGAGCUGCUCGAAAGAGGCGAUAUCAAGAACUUUUGGAAUGAAAAGCUUCUUUUUGAAAGAAACCAUGGAGUUGAAGUGCAGAAGCUCUACAUUGCCACCUUGCAGGAUUUGGAUAAGGAGAAGGAUCUUCAAGUCAAAACUCUGACUGAGAACAUGAAGGAAAAAGCAGCUAUGGACUGUCAGAGACAUCUAAUUCUCACUCUUAAGGAAGAGAUAGAAGAUAUGGCAGAAAGGCUUGCAUCCGAGAGGACUUCAUAUGUAGCUGAGCAGUGUAACAUUCAGGAGUUGAGGAAAGCAGUGCUGAUGGAUCAGGAAGGGGUUCUUGAUUCAAAAUCCAUUCUGGAAGCCGAAAUAGAAGCUCUCCGAGUUCUCAGGACUUGGGUAGAAGAUGAAGCGAAGAAAAGCCAGGCGCGGGCUAAAGUUCUUAAGGAGGUAGGACGGCGGUGGAAAUGGGACAACCAAGCUUGAAUUAUCGUCGUGUUGUACAAGUAAAAAACUGCAUAAUAAUUAACCUAUCAUUCGUUAGUUUCUUCAUCUUCAGGGGAAUAUAAGGUUGUGUAAAAAAGUCCGGCAGUGAUGGGCUUAAUGUUUAGAACUGGGCAUUAGGCGUCAUCAUCAUGAUGUGAUUACGUGAGGAUAAAUUAGGCCGAUGCAAUAAGAUAAGAACUUGGGUGGAUAUUUUUUUUCUUCUUCUUUUUCCGGGCCAGGUUCCGAGAGACAUUCCUGGUCCUGGAAGCAUGUUUCUACUUUAGACCGGAUGGAGGUUGAAGGAACAGCUUACAGCCUGCAAGAAAACAUUAUGGUCAGUUCGAAUGCCUAUGCCUUCUAGAUCGGGUCAUAUGGUACAAUUUCGUGUAAAGAUGUUAUGCUCGCCGUGAUGGCAAAUAUGAAUGUCGUGCUGGUUUUUGCUGUCAUUUUUCAUUUUCUGUCCUUGAAUGUUUAUGGAUCCAGUAUAUAUCUCGUUAAAAAGUAUUGUAAGAGCUUGGAGCAACAUUUGAAGAUCUCUAGCUAGUUUGGACCUUGAGACACAGGAAAAUAUGCUUUCAGACGGACUCGUUGUAGAGGUUGAAACAAGGCAUCCUUGCUUAGUUUGGACUAGAGAUUGUAAUUUGUUUGCUGAUAACUUAUCUUAGUAUUACUAAGCAACAAAAUUUUGUGAUGAAAACAUUAUAAUGGGCGGGGUAAGUUUGAACUUUUUACCGUGUUUUAUUUUAUGUGGGGUUUAGUUUCUUCCACUCCCACUUCGCUUCCUUUCCCUACCUUCCAUCACAUUUCUAGACAGACUCUAGAAGAACGUUUCCACGGCAAAGUACUGAUGCUUCCUCAUCCAGCAGCAACAGCAGCUAAGUCCAGUCAUGCCCCACUUUCCUCGUCCCUGUAACCAGGUAUCUCUCUUCCUCCAUCCCUUACCUGGAUUUUCCUUUUCCAUACAAAAUCACGUGAGAGAUGGAAAAAAACCUGCAGAGGUUAACUCAGUAGUGAAAAUGGAACUUUUUUGUUUCCCAGCACAGUCCGUGAGGCCAGAGCAUCACAGCUAUUAUAAUGGCGAUGUGGAUAACCCUUUUUUGGCUGAUACCACUACAAGUGGAGACCAUAAUCCACAAAGCAUUUCCUUUUUUUCUCCUUCUUUCUGCCUUUUACCAGUUUGUCUCAGCAAAUUCCUUGGUGAAAACAGUUAACUACCCAACUUCUCUGCUCCCAAAUUUCCCACCUUAAGCAUUUUGACUUGUUUAUAUGCAGCGCUGCAAAAAUGGCGGCCUUAAAGUUGCCUAAAUCAUCCAAGUGCAUAACAUCCCAACAAAGGCAUAUGACUUUU
This is a messenger RNA of Linum trigynum, 2856 nucleotides long. Lineage: Eukaryota; Viridiplantae; Streptophyta; Magnoliopsida; Malpighiales; Linaceae. The record is from the annotation of a GenBank genome assembly.